AGAGCAGCUUUUAGCUCUUAGGAGGCUGAUCUCAGUCCCUGUCCGGUCACCAGCACUCAGUGCGCAGUCUCUGCUUCUCUCCCUCCUCCCCCAUGCUUUGCUCUGGCUCUUUGUCUGGAGAGGUGAGGGUGUGGUCAGUUUCCACCUCCACCUGUGUGGGAUGUUUCCAGGCUCACUUCGGAGCCACGGAGUCUCUCACCUUCCUGGAUGAAGGACGCAUGCUGCUGAGCGCUGGCUCAGAUCACAUGCUCCGCCUCUGGUCAGGAGGACUUGGACGUUCAGUCACUACUUUUAAACGUGAAGAAGUAAGUGACAGAUGCGAACUGGAGCCUCCUCAGAAGAAACGGAGGUCUCCAACCUCUGGACCUGCUGCUCUGUGUGUGGCUGUUAAUGGAGACUAUACUGCUGUGGGAUACCAUGGUGAUGGCGUCAAACUCUUCACUAUUGACUCAGGUAAUAAGAUCUGGGCCUCCCAGAACCUUGAUGUGUCCAUACUGUGCCUGCUGUGGGUCGUCCUGAAUGCAGAGCAGAGCGAACCUGAGCUGCUGGUGUCUGGAGGAAGUGACAAACGUCUGAGGGUCUGGAAGAGGGAAGGAGGAGAGGAGGGAAUGCUGGGAGGCCUGAAAAUGUUGGGAACGUUUGGUGUGCAAACAGGCGCCAUCCUGGCAUUGGCACAAAACUCCACAUACCUGGCUACAGCAUCAGAUGACUUCACCAUUGUUCUGUGGUUGCUGAGCGAACUGGCCCUCGACCCCCACAUUAAGCCUCAUGCAUAUCUGAGGGGCCACAGUGGAGGAGCCACCUGUCUGGCUUUCAGUCCUGAUGGUGAACAGCUGUUGUCCGGUGGAAAAGAUCAGGCCCUGAUGGUGUGGGAUGUGAGUGUGUCUCCUGCUGUUCUCUCCAAGUCUCUCCCUCACUCUCACAGAGACUGGAUCACCAGCUGUGUUUGGACUCCAGACUGUGUGAUUAGCUCUUCAAACGACGGGAGGCUUUGUUUAUGGGAUCUGCAGGCGGGCCAACGUCUCAGAGAAAUCUCCUGGAGGAGUCCUCUUACAUCUGUUUGCUGUGUGGGGCAGUAUGUGGUGGCUGGCUGUGCAGAGGGAGCGCUACACGUUUGGACCUGGGAAGCAAGCACAGAAAUCUGCCACAUUGCUGCACACAAGCAGCGUAUACACCACUGCUCUCUCCUACCAAAUACAAAUGAGAACAAAGAAGUCAACGCCGAAGACAUGACUGUUUUCACUGCGUCUGAUGAUGGCACAGUGCAGCUGUGGAAACCGCUACAGGUGGAGCACUUCAGCACCUUACACGGUCACAACGGUGCGAUAUGUGGAAUUCUGGGAGUCGCAAAGAAGGACUCCCAGAAUUCCUCUCUGUUUCUGAAGACUGCUCACUGCGAUGCUGGACAUGGACAACAGAGGAUCCUUCCUGCCUCAGAGGCCAAGUCACAGCUCUGUGCUACUCCCAGACGGAUGAUUUGGUUCUGGCUGGUUAUGAAUCUGGUUUUCUGGAAUUAUGGCAGCACAACACUGUGGUUGGCCACAAGCAGGUUUCAGACAGCAUCAUCACAGCGGCCUGUUCCAUGCCUGACAGCCAGUUUGCUGUCAGCUACAUGAAACAUAACGUUGAUGUGUGGAAGCCGGUGUGGAAUCAACAACAUAGCACUGCAAGCCUGGUGAAAGUAGCCACGUACAUGGUGGAGGAGCCAGUGGUCCGCCUCUACUACUGCUCAGUUCUUCUCGGUGUAUCAAACGCUGGGACAAUAUUUAACGUUAACGGGACUGGAGGAGAGGGAGAGGAGGACGUUG
Micropterus salmoides (largemouth bass) is the source of this 1808-nucleotide messenger RNA. RefSeq names its product telomerase protein component 1-like. The record is from RefSeq and is a predicted model, not a curated record. Gene Ontology annotation, molecular function: telomerase RNA binding; telomerase activity; protein binding. Gene Ontology annotation, cellular component: telomerase holoenzyme complex. Gene Ontology annotation, biological process: telomere maintenance via recombination. Lineage: Eukaryota; Metazoa; Chordata; Actinopteri; Centrarchiformes; Centrarchidae. Bases 93 to 1616 code for a protein of 507 amino acids. The transcript is spliced from 13 exons.